AUGUUGACGACUGAAAACUUCUCUUUACUGGCUGUUCUGAUACCUAUCCACUUUUGCGCCGUCUUCGUUUUAUUCCCGUCAAUCCUCUCCCAUGCCUCGAUCGUCCCUUUGCUCAAAGACAAAGACUUCUUCUCCCGCCUCAGAAUGGCCAACACCUGCUGCUCAACCUAUGUCAACACAACGCUUGCUUUUCUAUCCCUCUGGAUUGUUUACAACGACGAAGAGACAAUUAAAGAUCCCGUGAAUGGUAGUUCGCCAAUCUCGCGAUUUUCGCUCAUUUUAUCACUCAGCUUUCUUGCUUAUGAUAUCCUGAUACUCGCCCUACCUCUCAUCAGACACCACUUUUUCCCAGACUACUCGGCCGAAGAAAUGGCCAAAAUGGACAAAUCGCUUCAGUACUUGGUUGAUGACAGAAUACAACCAAAGAGUGUCACUCCACUCAAAGUUCUCUUAUGCAAAGAAUGGGACAACAAAAGUCCGAAGGAGCGCUACUCCUUCCUCGGGCACCACUUGACGGCAUUCCUGUCUUUCUGGUGGAUCCUCUCUAAUGACCAGCUUCUUUACCUUGCGAAUCACAGACUCAUUGCCGAGCUUUCAACGCCUUUCCUCAACCUCAUGGUUCUAGCCGACAACAUACCUUCAGUUCCUGUUUUAUUUAUUGACAUCCUCAAGAUUAGCUUCUCGAUCGUAUUUAUCUCCUGCCGAAUGCUGACGGCUCCCUUCUUCUGGGGCACGGUGAUUUCCGUCGACCUGGGCGACGUGCCCUUCUGGCCACGCAUCCUCCAGACUCUAGCGCCGGCUCUGCUCGACGUCCUCAACAUCUACUGGGCGCAGAAAAUCAUCUACAAACUAAUCAGAGCGCUAAAACGAGUCGAAUCCAGCGUCGGAUACGACUAA
Molecule: messenger RNA, 897 nt
Organism: Oikopleura dioica
Lineage: Eukaryota; Metazoa; Chordata; Appendicularia; Copelata; Oikopleuridae
Source: the annotation of a GenBank genome assembly